AUGAAUUUAUUUGUUUUAGAUAAAAAUAGUAAAAAGAGUGUAAGAUAUCAUUGUGAUAAGCAUGUCGUAAAGUUGAUAUUGGAAGCUGUACAGAUGUUGUAUUGUGCCUAUCAUGUUUUGGAGGCUGACGAUGACGCGUGGAAAGCAUCUUCACCUACACCUUUGAAGCUGACUCACAAGAACCAUCCAAUCAAUAAGUGGGUGAGAACCAAUGCAAGUUCUUAUGACUUUACUGUUGACUAUGCAGCGAAUCUGCUGGACGAGUAUACUUUACGUUAUGGAAAGAUACACUCAUACAAAGAACAUGUCGAUUGGCUAUCGAAAAACAAACCGUCGAAACUUGACAAAUCUAAUCAGCUGACUCUGAUGCCUGUAGCUAUGCCUGAGGAGUAUCGUGUACAACCAAUGAAUGAUUGGGAUGAUGUUGUUAAAUCGUAUCGAACCUACUACAUUAAAGAGAAACUUAGAUUUUGCUCUUAUAAAGGUGUUGAAUGGCCUGACUGGUUACCAGAUAAAUCAACUUUUAUCGCCCCAGUUUCUUCACCAAAAAAAUCAAAAACUAAAAGCAAUUCAUCAUCAACAACAACAACCUCAAGAAAAGCAAAAUUAAAUGCAACUAAAUAA
Heterostelium album PN500 is the source of this 624-nucleotide messenger RNA. RefSeq lists its product as uncharacterized. The record is from RefSeq and is a predicted model, not a curated record. The transcript has a single exon. Bases 1 to 624 code for a protein of 207 amino acids. NCBI's taxonomy places the organism in Eukaryota, Evosea, Eumycetozoa, Acytosteliales, Acytosteliaceae.